CUCUCUCUUUCUCUUUCUCUUUCUCUGUGUUUUUGUUUUCUUUUUUUACUUUCACUUUCUUUCUCUCUUCUGAAUAAAGCAUAUAAGACCCCGCGUGAACGUUCACUCUUCUCUCACUCGCUCGCUCUUUCGCUGUUUCUUUUCUUUUCUUUUGUUUUCGUGUUCUGACUGUUCCAACAUCAAUAAACACAACAGGAUAGGAUAUUCGUGUAGCAGUUUCUCGCUUCAUGGAUCCUGACGUCGUUGAAAUUCCUCCCCCAAUUCAUCGUUCUUCCAGAUUGAUGAAGCAGAAACAGGCCAUUUUGCAUGACGUGAUUGACAUUGACAAUGAUGAUGAUGAGUCUGCGGAUUUAGUGAUAAUUGGUGAAAAAGUUGGUAAAAGUAACAAGGGGAAGACAAUUGAAGCCGUUCAUGAUGGUUAUAGUGAUCAUCAAGUUGUGGAAGUGUCUGAUUAUACUUUUUUUCAGCCUGAUCUGGAAAAUUUUGGAGCAGUUAGUGGGAUUGGGUCUUCUAAUGGUUACCCUUCAGUAUCACAUAAUCUAAUCAAUGUUGAUGGUCAUUGUUCUGAUCAAUCAUAUGAUGAUGAUGACUACAUUGAUAUGUUUACAGAAGAUUAUAUGGAUGUAGAUGAGUAUGCUUUAUUACAGGCACACUUUGAUAAUGUGGAUAUACCUCCUGGAAUUGAGGCUCCUUUUACUUGGUUGCCAGAAUAUGACUUAGGUUUGAACAAGGCUGGAAAUAGUACAUCGUAUCCUUGGUGUCCUACGCAAUCAGAUGCUAAAAAUAGUCAGGUGUCGGCCUCCUCUAAACCUUCAUGGUCAUUAGAGCCGACUAACUCUAAAAUCCAAGGAUCUUCAGCGGGUAGUCCUAAUUUGCAAAUCAAAAUGGAUAAUGUUCAUCACUCUUCUGGAACAGAGUUGUCUUCUCCUCAAUUAUUUUCUCAAUCUGCCCCUAGUAAAAAGAAAUCAUCUACUUCACAACGCAGAGGGCGCGAUUUGAAUCUUUCAUUAGGAGUAGAGUCAUCUAAGUCUCAUUGGUUUUUGGGACCUUUCCAGAGUAAAAAGAAGCCUGCCACUGCUGGUGCUUCAGCUAACCAUGGUUUUGUUGAUAAUUCAGAGGCAUUGAAGCUGCCAAAUGCAGGUCAGCCACCAUAUUCGCGGCAAUUUAAAAGUGCUAAGAAACCAGGUGGUAGUAGCAGUUCAUACCAGUCAAAUUUCAUUGGACAUCAUGGAUUAUUGCAUCCUCCAGGAAUAGAAUCAGAAAACCCUUGGUGGAAGAAUUCCCAUAAUUUUAAGCCAUUAAUUAAUAAUCAUACAGCUAAUCCAAUUUAUUAUCCAUUUGAUCCUCUUCAUGCCCCUCCUGAGCAGGUGUUUGAUAACACCUGGGUUCACACUUCUGCCAGAGAUGGAAAUAAUAGAACAGCUGUGGAUACACCUCUUGUGAAUAUCUCUGAUGAAGUCAAAGAUGAAAUUCUGAAGAAAUUCCGAAGUUUUAAAAAAUUUGACACUGUUGAAGACACUUCAGACCAUUACUUUAUUCGCAAUAAUUCGAAGCAGAAUCCAAAAAAUUGGGCUAAAAAAAUCCAGGAAGAGUGGAAGAUUUUGGAGAAGGAUUUGCCAGAUUCAAUAUUUGUCAGAGUUUAUGAAUCAAGGAUGGAUCUUUUGAGGGCUGUGAUUAUUGGAGCAGAAGGAACUCCUUAUCAUGAUGGCCUUUUCUUUUUCGAUGUUUUCUUUCCUAGUGGCUAUCCCAAUGUACCGCCGCAAGUCCACUACCACUCUGGAGGUCUUCGGCUCAACCCAAAUUUGUAUAAUUGUGGCAAAGUAUGCCUUAGCCUACUUAACACCUGGUCUGGCAACAAGAAUGAGAAGUGGCUUCCUGGUGUUUCAACAAUUCUGCAGGUUCUAGUCUCUAUACAAGGUCUUAUCUUGAAUACUAAGCCUUACUUUAAUGAACCUGGAUAUGCACAUAUGAGUGGUUCAGCAAAUGGUGAAAUGAAGUCCCUGCAGUAUAAUGAGGACACAUUCAUUCUCUCAUUGAGGACAAUGAUGUAUAUGAUAAGAAGGCCUCCAAAGAAUUUCGAGGACUUCGUGUUGGGGCAUUUCUGCAGCCUAGCUCGUGAUAUUCUGGUGGCAUGUAAAGCAUACAUGGAAGGUGCUCAAGUUGGCUGUUUGGUCAAAGGUGGGGUUCAGGAUGUUGAUGAGGGUGACAGAAGCUGCUCAAAGAGAUUUAAGGAGUCUUUAACUGGAUAUGUGAAUAUGCUUGCUAGAGAGUUUGCACAGAUUGGAGCUAAGAACUGUGAGACAUUCAUGUCUCCAGCAACAACAGUGAACAAGCUGAAAAUUUCCUGAGGCUGCAACCUGAAAAUUUUCUUGGAAAACCCAAUUUUGAGACUAGACACAAAAGGCUUAUUACAUCUAUUGCACCUAAUUUGUUUUAUAUUUGAUUAGUUAAACUCUUGUUAUGAACUAUCUUACUUUUCAUGAACAUUGAUUGAACAAUGCCUGCACAUAAUUGUAUAUAGUUUCAGAUAAAUAUUUAAUGCAUUAU
Gastrolobium bilobum is the source of this 2547-nucleotide messenger RNA. RefSeq names its product probable ubiquitin-conjugating enzyme E2 26. The transcript has 7 exons. NCBI's taxonomy places the organism in Eukaryota, Viridiplantae, Streptophyta, Magnoliopsida, Fabales, Fabaceae. Bases 228 to 2348 code for a protein of 706 amino acids. Gene Ontology annotation, molecular function: ubiquitin conjugating enzyme activity. The record is from RefSeq and is a predicted model, not a curated record.